AUGUUUUUGGAAGCAUCCGCCAUAUAUGAAAAGCUUUUGAUUGGAGAUUUACGAUAUCCGAUAUCCGCAUGCAAUUUUGUGGUAAAUUCUGGAGACGGUGACGUGGGUUUUGAGAUUGAGCGUAGAUUUAGGAGAAUGGUUAGAAUUACAUUGAAGAAAAUCGUGUAUCCGUGUUGGAAGCCAUUUAUGGAAGGAGAUAGUCAAAAUAGCGGUAGAAAGGGAGAUUUCGGUGGGAUUGUGGAUGGAUUAUGGUGGUAUGAGGACUCUGGAAAACAUGUUAAUGGUGAUUUUUCAAUGGCGAUGAUCCAAGCCAAUAGCGUGUUGGAGGAUCAAUGUCAACUUGAAUCCGGAUCAUUAAGCUCAAUCGAACAUGGACCUCAAGGAACCUUCGUCGGAGUCUAUGAUGGCCAUGCUGGCCCUGAAGCUUCAAGGUUUAUCAAUAACCACCUAUUCAACAAUAUCAAAAAAUUCACAUCAGAGAAUGAAGGAAUGUCAGAUGAUGUUAUACGCAAAGCAUUUUUAACAACUGAAGAGGAGUUUAUCUCUGUAGUUGAAAGCGAAUGGCUAAGCAAUCCAAAAAUGGCUUCUGUGGGGUCGUGUUGUCUGGUUGGCGUAAUAUGCAAUGGAGUGUUGUACGUUGCAAAUGCAGGUGAUUCUCGUGCAGUUUUAGCAAGAGAAGAGAAAGGCAUCAAUGGAUUCAAAGGUGUUAGGGUUUCAGAAGAACACAAUGCCAGUUAUGAAUCUGUUAGAGAAGAACUACGCUCAUUGCAUCCAAAUGAUCCAAAUAUUGUCGCAUUAAAGCACAAUGUCUGGCGUGUGAGAGGUCUUAUCCAGCCUAAAUCAACCACUAAUCGCGAUAAAGGUUUGUUCAAGUUGCAUAGUUUUCACAUUCAAGAUACACGGUCUAUUGGUGAUGUCUAUUUGAAGAAACCAGACUUCAAUAGAGAACCUUUAUUGCCAAAAUUUAUACUUCCAGAACCCUUCAAUCAGCCUAUUCUAAAAUCUGAACCUUCUGUAUUGGUUCAGAAGCUCACUCCAGAAGAUCAGUUUCUUAUUUUUGCAUCUGAUGGCCUUUGGGAACAUCUUUCUGAUCAAGAGGCUGUUGAUAUAGUCAAAUCUUCUCCACAAAAUGGAAUUGGGAGGAAGCUUGUGAAAGCUGCACUUCAAAAAGCAGCAAAGAAGAGAGAAAUGAGAUACUCAGAUUUAAAGAAAGUAGGGGUAGAGGGAGGUGUAAGAAGACACUUUCAUGAUGAUAUUACAGUUAUAGUCUUGUUUCUCAACCAUAAUUUGUCAUCCUCUGCAACUCCAGUAUCGUUUAAAUGUUCUUCAUAAAGUCCUGAAAAACUGAAUUCAGGGAUAUUUUUUUAAAAUUUCUAUUGAGAAAGGUUUUUGAUGUUUAGAAUUGGAGUAAUAAAACAUGGUUGAUGAUUAUGCCAAGAAGAAGAAGCUCUGGUGAUUGGCAUAUGAAGCUGAUUUGGAGUUGGGUUUUCUUUGUUGUUCAAACACAAACACUAGUUUCAUGUUUCUAUUGGAAUUAAUCUUCAUUGUUUUGUUGUUAUUAAUGGCGUUUUUACAAGAUUUGAACUUGGUUUGAUUUUAGUGUUAUGUUAUGUAGGAAUGCAAGGUCAACC
Lactuca saligna is the source of this 1631-nucleotide messenger RNA. The record is from the annotation of a GenBank genome assembly. NCBI's taxonomy places the organism in Eukaryota, Viridiplantae, Streptophyta, Magnoliopsida, Asterales, Asteraceae.